Trichosurus vulpecula (common brushtail) is the source of this 1677-nucleotide messenger RNA. RefSeq names its product transcription factor CP2-like protein 1. Lineage: Eukaryota; Metazoa; Chordata; Mammalia; Diprotodontia; Phalangeridae. The coding region runs from base 1 to 1677 and encodes 558 amino acids. The record is from RefSeq and is a predicted model, not a curated record. Gene Ontology annotation, biological process: regulation of transcription by RNA polymerase II. Gene Ontology annotation, cellular component: nucleus. Gene Ontology annotation, molecular function: DNA-binding transcription activator activity, RNA polymerase II-specific; RNA polymerase II cis-regulatory region sequence-specific DNA binding. The transcript is spliced from 16 exons.
AUGUUACUCUGGCACAACCAACCAGAACAUCUGUGGCCCAGCCCGGGGGAGCUAUACCCCUGUCCCACUAGCAAUCUGCUCAGGGAGUCCCUGGCACUGCCGUACCUGAAGCAGGACCCUGCCAGCAUUUCUACCUCGGACAUGCACUGUCCAGUUUUCCAAUAUGUCCUCUGUGCUGUCACAUCUCCUGCUGUCAAGCAACAUGAGGAAACACUCACCUACCUGAACCAGGGGCAAUCCUAUGAGGUCCGGAUGUUCUGUAACCCCAAACUAGGGGAUGCUUCCCAGUGGCCUCGACUGCUGAAGAGUGUGGUACGUGUGGUUUUUCACGACCGACGCCUGCAAUAUACUGAACAACAGCAGCUGGAGGGUUGGCGAUGGAGCCGUCCAGGGGACAGGAUACUGGACAUUGAUGUGCCCCUCUCAGUGGGGGUGGUAGAGCCCCAAGUACUGCCCUCACUCCUCAACACAGUGGAGUUUCUCUGGGAUCCUGCAAAGAGGACAUCUCUCUUCUUGCAGGUUAAUUGCAUUAGCACAGAGUUCACCCCUCGAAAAAAUGGUGGGGAGAAGGGUGUCCCCUUCCGCAUCCAGAUUGACACCUUCAAACCAGCUGACAAGGGGGUACCUAUAGAGCAUCUGCAUUCAGCCAGCUGCCUCAUAAAAGUCUUCAAGCCUAAGGGGGCUGACCGGAAGCAGAAAACAGACAGAGAGAAGAUUGAGAAGCAGUCACUACAGGAGAGAGAGAAGUAUCAGCCAGCCUAUGAGACCACUGUCUUCACAGAGUGUUCACCAUGGCCUGAGACCUCUACUGGUCUUCAUGCCUGUCCCAGCUCUCCUGGCCUGACUUCUCCCCGUUCUUUCAAGUUCCUGACUCCUGAAAGGAUCUGUUCCUCCCCACCCUUUUCCCUGGACAGCUCAGUGGACAGCCCUGGUGAGGCCCUCAGCCCUGGGGCUUCUAUCUCAGAGACACAGCAGUGGUUACACCGUCAUCGAUUCUCUGGCUACUGCAGGAUGCUGGCCAACUUCACUGGUGCAGAUUUGCUGAAACUAUCCCGCCAGGACCUCAUCCAGAUUUGUGGAGCUGCUGAUGGGAUCCGUCUCUCCAAUACCCUGAAAGCCAGGCCCAUCCGUCCCAGGCUUACCUUGUACGUGUCUCCAGAGGCCCUGGAGCAUGGAAGUGAGACCCCCCAGAGUACAGACUCAGGGUCUUACCAACAGGUUUAUCUGGAUGAGCUCAGCACUGCUGAACUGACCGGAAAACUGGCUGAACUCCUGUCUCUCCCAGCCAAUCAAAUCCAUCAGCUCUUUCGCCAAGGCCCUAGUGGCAUCCAUGUGCUCAUCAGCGACCUGGUGGUCCAAAAUCUGGUGGAUGAAUCCUAUUUUGUGGCUGUGGCAAAGAAAGAAUCCAGAUGGCUACCACUUGUUUCUGAGUUAGGCUCCCAACAGGGUACCCAGUCAAGACCAGCAGAAACAAAGGAUUUGGGAUGCAACCACCAAGGGAGGUGGGCAGAGUCCUCGGCUCAAAGGCUUGGCAUUAUCCAAGAUGCUCCAGGAACAGAUCAUCUGGAGGAACUGGGACUGUGGACUAGCCAUGAAGGAUUGGCACCUCCUGAGGGACCUGUCUCAAAUCCUCACGUGGAACAGACAUCAACAUCACUGUGUGAGCUCAACUGCUAG